GUGUGUGUGUGUGUGUUUUGCUUCAAUAGAGGAAGAAUACCAACGGCAGGAAGAAGCUGGUGAACGAUGUGUGCUCGUGUGUUCCUGAAACAUUGGAGAUUCUACACGCUAAACACGCCUCACAGCUGAACAGUGAGCUGCUGUACCGUGAGGAUGGACGCAGGGAUCUGUGUGUCAAUCUGUACUCGCUGAUGCCCGACACGCCAGACACGGAGUUUGCUAGAGAGAUGAGUGAUCUUCAGAGUGAGGUCAGAUAUAAAGAGGAUGGGAGGAAGAAGCUGUCGUGUAGUCUGUACUCUCAGCUGCCCGACACGACUGACACGCAACACGCCAAACGCAUGACGGAUCUGCAGAGCGACAAUAAAUACAAAGAAGCUGGCAGAAAAAACGCUUCCACAUGUCUGUACUCACAACUGCCUGAAACCCUGGAGACUCAACACGCUAAAGAAGCGCACCAGCUGCAGAGCCAGGUGAAGUAUAAGGAGGCCAGUAAGCAGCAGAUGAGCAGAUCUCUGUACCAUCAGCUCUCAGAGACUCCAGAGACUCAACACGCUCGAGACGCCGCUCACAUCCAGAGCGAGCUGAAGUACAGGCAGGGCCGGGCGUCUGUGAUGGGCAGUAGUUUGUUCUCGCUGAUGACAGAGACGCCGCAGAACGAGUUUGUGAAGCAGCAGAUGGAGCUCCGGAGUGAGCUGAAGUAUAAAGCUGACGUGAAGGAAAACUCCAGUAAUCUGUACUCGCUCAUGCCCGAGACGCUGGACACGCAGUACGCCAAACACGCCGCGGAGUUACAGAGUGACGUGAAGUAUAAGGAGGCCAGUAAGCAGCAGAUGAGCAGAUCUCUGUACCAUCAGCUCCCAGAGACUCCAGAGACUCAACACGCUCGAGACGCCGCUCACAUCCAGAGCGAGGUGGCCUAUAAAGGCAUCAGGAAGGGCGAUUUCUCGGGUUCCUCCUUCACUGCGGUUCCAGACUCGGCAGAGAUGAAGUUCAUUCAGCAGAUCUCGCACGUGCUCAGUGAGAAAGAGUACCGUGAGAAGGGCCAGAGGAGCCUCUCAUCCAGCGUUUACUCUCAGCUGCCCGACACUCCAGAGACACAGUUCAUCAAAUCAGUGUCUGACCUGCAGAGCGAGGUGAAGUAUAAGGAGGCCAGUAAGCAGCAGAUGAGCAGAUCUCUGUACCAUCAGCUCCCAGAGACUCCAGAGACUCAACACGCUCGAGACGCCGCUCACAUCCAGAGCGAGGUGAAGUAUAAAGAGAAGGUGAACUCCUCGUCUCUUUACUCGCGUCUGCCAGAGACGCCAGAGACUCGACUGGCCAGAGAGCUGACAGACGUCUGCAGCGAGGUCAGAUAUAAAGAGGAGGGGAAGAGAGACGUGUCGUCCUGUCUGUACUCACAUCUGCCCGAGACGCCGGCGACGCAGUUCGCCAAACAGCAGAGUGAACUCCAGAGCCAGAAUCAGUACCGGAGAGAGACGCAGGAGGAUCUGUCUCACUGUCUGUACUCUCAGCUGCCCGAGACGCUUCACACACAGUUUGUGAAGGAGCUGACGCCGCUCAUCAGUGAGAGCAAAUACAGAGAGUCUGGUAAGAAGGAGAGCAGCACGUCUCUGUAUCACACGCUCCCAGAAACCAGAGACACGCAACACGCCAGAGACGCCACACAGAUCCAGAGCGAGGUCAGAUAUAAAGAAGGGAAGAAGCUGCAGUCGUGCAGUGUUUACUCUCAGCUGCCACAGACGCCGCAGACUCAGCUCGCUGCCAGAGUCUCGGAGCUGCAGAGCAAUAAUAAAUACAGAGAGGACGGCAGGAGGAGCGUCUCCAGCUGCCUGUAUUCUCAGCUGCACGAGACUCCAGAGACACAGUUUGUCCGAACAGUGACCGAACUGCAGAGCGACAGUAAAUAUAAAGAGGCAGGAAGGAAGCAGGCGUCAGGCGCUCUGUAUUCACUGCUGCCGGAGACUCUGGAGACUCAACACGCCAAAGACGCCACGGACCUCCUGAGUCAGACGAAAUACAAGGAGGAGGCGAAGAAAGAGGCUUCUGCCAGUCUGUACGCUCUUCUGCCAGAGACGACUGAGACUCAGCACGCCAAAAACAUCUCUGAACUCCUGAGCAAGAAUAAGUACAAGCGGAGCGGUAAACAGGAGAACAGCAGCAGUAUUUACUCUCAGAUGCCGCAAACACAGGAAACACAGUUUGCCAAACAGAUGGCGGAGCUUCAGAGUGAUAAUCAGUACCGGAGAGAGACGCAGGAGGAUCUGUCUCACUGUCUGUACUCUCAGCUGCCCGAGACGCUGCACACACAGUUUGUGAAGGAGCUGACGCCGCUCAUCAGUGAGAAUAAAUAUAAGGAGGAUGGAAAGAAGGAGCUGCAGAAGUGCCUGUAUGCCCAUCUGCCCGAAACCAGUGAAACACAACACGCCCGAGAGCUGAAACAACUCUACAGUCAGAAGAGCUAUAGAGACUCUCUGGACGCUCAGGUGUGUCUGUACACUCAGAUGCCACAGACCAUUGAGACGGUGUUCGCUAAAGAAGUGUCCAAACAGCAGAGUGACAAACUCUACAAAGAGAAGUUUAACUCAGAGAAAGGCAAAUCAAACUACUCACAGAUGAAGGAUCUGCCUGACGUCACACACGCCAUACAGGUCAACAAACACCAGAGCAAUGUGGCGUAUCGCCGAGGGAAGGAGGAGCUUCAUAAAUUCAGCGAGGUGACGGACAGACCUGACAUCCGGAACGCCACACACGCCAGUAAACUCGCCAGUGACGUGGCCUACAGGAGUAAAGCAGACACGUUUGACCAGCGAGCGCUGCUGGAGCGACCCGACAUACAACACGCCAAAGAGGCCACGCGACUGGCCAGUCAGGUCAACUACAAGCAGAAGUUUGAGAAGAAUCUGAGAGAACAGAAGCCGCAGUACAACCCCAGCGAGUGUGUGAGCUUCAGACAAACACAGGCCGCGUCAGCUCUGGCCAGUCAGGUGAAGUACAGUCAGAAGAAGCUGCAGGCCGUCACUGAUUUACCCAACCUGCUUCAUCUGGGUCACGCGCUCCACGCCAGCAAACUACAGAGCAACGUGGAGUACAGGAAGAAGUAUGAGGAGUCUAAGGGACAGUACCUCCUCGCUCUGGACACGGCUGAACAGCGCCACCAUAAGGAGAACGCUGUGCUGCACAGUCAGUGGAAAUAUAAAGAGGAAUACGAGAAGAACCGGGGGAAGUCGCAGAUGGAGUUUGUGGACACACAGACAUAUAAAGUGUCAAAGGAAGCGCAGAAGAUGCAGAGCGAGAAGGAGUAUCGUAAGGAGUACGAGAGCCAGAUGAGAGGGAAGGUUCUGCUGGAGGUGGAUCUGACGCCGGCGUAUCUGACGGCUCGUAAUGCCAGCAGCCUCGUUAGUGAGAAGGAGUAUCGUAAGGAGUACGAGAGCCAGAUGAGAGGGAAGGUUCUGCUGGAGGUGGAUCUGACGCCGGCGUAUCUGACGGCUCGUAAUGCCAGCAGCCUCGUUAGUGAGAAGGAGUAUCGUAAGGAUCUGGAACAGGAAGUGAAAGGGAAAGGCCUGACGGGUCUGGAGGAAACACCGGAUCUGCUGCGGGUGAAAAAUGCUGGACACAUUUUGAGUGAGAGGGAGUAUCGUAAGGAUCUGGAGCGUGAGAUCAGAGGGAAGGGAACGGACGUCACGGCAGACAGUCUGGACAUCCAGAGAGCGAAGAAAGCGUCUGAGAUCAGCAGCGACGUGUCGUACAGACAGGCGUCUCAGCACAGAGAAUCAUCAUACGGUACAGUGACAGACACACCUGCGCUGCUGCACGCCGCUUACCUGAGAGACGUCUACAGUCAGAAGAAGUACCGCGGUGACAUGGAGCGUCUGAAGAGCUCGUGUUCUGCUGCUUCAGACACACCAGAGAUCCAGAGAGUGAAGAACAACCAGCGCAACAUCAGCGCACUCUUCUACACGUGGGACUCGCGGCUGAUGAAGGGUCUGAGGUCAGCGAUCACUGACACUCCAGAGAUCAAUCUGGCUCGAGAAAACACCAAGAACGUCAGUGACGUUCAGUACAGGGAGUCUGUCGGAUCCGGAACGGCCGUGACUGACACUCCUGAGAUGGAGCGCGUGCGCAGGAACCAGCGCAACAUCAGCGACGCCAAAUAUAAGAAAGCGGUUGAUCCGGUCAGUGUGGGAGUGACACCAGAGCUGGAGCGGGUCAAACAGAACCAGCAGAACAUCAGCACGGUGCAGUACCAGCGCAGUUUGCAGGAGGUCAAAGGUCGCUCCUGCUCAGAGUUGGAUACGCCUGAAAUGAGGCGUGUGCGGAAAUCUCAGGACACUGUUUCCAUGGUAGCAGGACUGCGGCAACGCCUGCGUGUGACAUCACAGCAUUAACACGUGACUGACACACCACACGGGUGACGAACGAUAACACGCGUGUACUAGUAAAGACUCACGAGUUCAUCAGAGACCAAACCGCACCGUAACACACACCUGCAGUGUGUUUGCAUGAGUGUGUGUGUGUGUGUGUGUGUGUGUAUGCAUGAGUGUGUGUGUGUGUGUG
This is a messenger RNA of Sinocyclocheilus grahami, 4554 nucleotides long. Its product is annotated as nebulette-like. The transcript is spliced from 40 exons. Gene Ontology annotation, biological process: cardiac muscle thin filament assembly. The record is from RefSeq and is a predicted model, not a curated record. NCBI's taxonomy places the organism in Eukaryota, Metazoa, Chordata, Actinopteri, Cypriniformes, Cyprinidae. Bases 192 to 4385 code for a protein of 1397 amino acids. Gene Ontology annotation, cellular component: Z disc. Gene Ontology annotation, molecular function: actin filament binding.